Messenger RNA from Passer montanus (Eurasian tree sparrow), 870 nucleotides. RefSeq names its product ATPase H+/K+ transporting subunit beta (gene ATP4B). NCBI's taxonomy places the organism in Eukaryota, Metazoa, Chordata, Aves, Passeriformes, Passeridae. The transcript has 7 exons. Bases 1 to 870 code for a protein of 289 amino acids. The record is from RefSeq and is a predicted model, not a curated record. Gene Ontology annotation, cellular component: sodium:potassium-exchanging ATPase complex. Gene Ontology annotation, biological process: potassium ion import across plasma membrane; sodium ion export across plasma membrane; intracellular potassium ion homeostasis. Gene Ontology annotation, molecular function: ATPase activator activity.
AUGGCAACUUUAAAUGAGAAGAAGACCUGCAGCGAACGUAUGGCAGAUUUCCGUCGUUUUGUCUGGAAUCCAGAAACAAAGCUCUUCAUGGGAAGGUCCUUAAUUAACUGGGUGUGGAUCAGCCUCUACUACCUGGCUUUCUACGUGGUGAUGUCGGGGCUGUUCGCGCUCUCCAUUUAUUGUUUAAUGAGGACCAUUAAUCCCUACGAGCCGGAUUACCAAGACCAGCUGAAAUCCCCAGGUGUAACCUUACGGCCGGAUGUUUAUGGGGAUAGAGGACUAAAAAUUUAUUACAACGUAUCGGACAACAAAACCUGGGAAGGCUUAGUGACAACUCUUCACACUUUUCUGACAGCAUAUACACCAGCUGCUCAACAUCUGAACAUCAACUGCACCAAUAAUACCUACUUCAUCCAGGACACCUUUGAUGGCCCAAAUAAAACAAAACUAUCCUGCAAAUUCACCUCAGACAUGCUUCAAAACUGCUCCGGCAUCACAGAUCCAACUUUUGGAUAUCCAGAAGGAAAACCCUGUUUUAUUAUAAAAAUGAACAGGAUCAUCAAGUUUUACCCUGGCAAUGGCACUGCACCGAGGGUGAACUGCACAUAUGUGGUAAGGGGUGAGGAGUCUCGCCCGCUGGACGUAGACUACUACCCUGUGAAUGGCACCUUCAACCUGCACUACUUCCCCUACUACGGGAAAAAAGCCCAGCCCAGCUACAGCAAUCCCUUGGUAGCUGUGAAAUUUCUCAACAUUACGAGGAAUGUAGAGUUUAAAAUAGUGUGCAAAAUCAUUGGAGCUGGAAUUACCUUCAAUGUUCAUGAUCCGUAUGAAGGCAAAGUGGAAUUUAAACUGAAAAUAGAAGACUGA